This is a messenger RNA of Sorex fumeus (smoky shrew), 3444 nucleotides long. It is a transcript of the gene DBT, whose product is annotated as dihydrolipoamide branched chain transacylase E2. The transcript is spliced from 11 exons. Gene Ontology annotation, cellular component: mitochondrion; cytoplasm. NCBI's taxonomy places the organism in Eukaryota, Metazoa, Chordata, Mammalia, Eulipotyphla, Soricidae. Gene Ontology annotation, molecular function: acetyltransferase activity; lipoic acid binding. The record is from RefSeq and is a predicted model, not a curated record. The coding region runs from base 573 to 1478 and encodes 301 amino acids.
GGUACUUUGGCAUAUACCUUGGCCUCCUGCGUGUAAAGCCAGCACUCAGCCUGAGGAGCCCUCUCUCCUGUCCCUGUGUGAUUUGCAUUCACUACUUCCAAGCACGUAGUAAUAUUCAUAUUUUGAAGCCGAAGUAUGUGUGUUUCUUUGGUUAUCCUUCACUCAAGUAUAGUCAUCCACGUCGGUUGCUGCAAACAACGGCUGCUCUGCAGGGACAGAUUGUUCAAUUCAAACUCUCAGACAUUGGAGAAGGGAUUAGAGAAGUAACUGUUAAAGAAUGGUAUAUAAAAGAAGGAGAUACAGUGUCUCAGUUUGAUAGCAUCUGUGAAGUUCAAAGUGAUAAAGCUUCUGUUACUAUCACUAGUCGUUAUGACGGAGUCAUUAGAAAACUCUAUUAUAAUGUAGACGAUAUUGCCUAUGUGGGGAAGCCAUUAGUAGACAUAGAAACGGAAGCUUUAAAAGACUCAGAAGAAGAUGUCGUGGAAACUCCUGCGGUGUCCCACGACGAGCACACGCACCAAGAGAUAAAGGGCCAGAAAACGCUGGCGACGCCUGCAGUCCGCCGGCUGGCAAUGGAAAACAAUAUUAAGCUGAGUGAAGUUGUUGGCACAGGAAAAGAUGGCAGAAUUCUUAAGGAAGAUAUCCUCAACUAUUUGGAAAAGCAGACGGGAGCUAUAUUACCUCCUUCACCAAAAGGGGAAAUUGUGCCACCUCCAGCAAAACCAAAAGAGAAGACUAUUCCUGUUCCAGUAUCAAAACCGCCGGUAUUCAUAGGCAAAGACAGGACAGAACCAGUGAAAGGCUUUCACAAAGCCAUGGUCAAGACUAUGACUGCAGCCUUGAAGAUCCCUCACUUUGGAUAUUGUGACGAGGUUGAUGUUACUGAGCUGGUUAAACUCCGAGAAGAACUGAAACCCAUUGCUUUGUCGCGGGGAAUUAAGCUCUCCUUUAUGCCCUUCUUCUUAAAGGCUGCUUCCUUGGGAUUACUCCAGUUUCCUAUUCUGAAUGCUUCUGUGGAUGAAAACUGCCAGAACAUAACAUACAAGGCUUCUCAUAACAUUGGGAUAGCAAUGGAUACGGAGCAGGGAUUGAUCGUGCCCAAUGUGAAAAAUGUUCAGGCCUGCUCUGUAUUUGAGAUCGCCUCGGAGUUGAACCGUCUCCAGCAGCUGGGCUCCAGCGGGCAGCUGGGCACCACUGAACUCACGGGUGGCACAUUUACUCUUUCCAACAUUGGAUCUAUUGGUGGCACCUAUGCCAAACCAGUGAUAUUGCCACCUGAAGUAGCAAUUGGGGCUAUUGGAUCAAUUCAGACCCUUCCCAGAUUUAACCAGAAAGGAGAAGUAUUUAAGGCACAGGUGCUGAAUGUGAGCUGGUCAGCUGAUCACAGAAUCAUUGACGGUGCUACCAUGUCACGCUUCUCGAAUCUGUGGAAAUCCUACUUGGAAAACCCAGCUUUAAUGCUGUUAGAUAUGAAAUGAAGAUUAAUAAGACAUCUGUGAACUUUUUUUUUUUGAGCUUCCAAAGAAUAUGUAGAGCCUAGCAGUGCAAGCAGAUGUUCUUCAUUACGAUUUGUAUUAUAAGUGAUUUGUAUUGUAUGAUUAAGGUUCUAUGGCACAAUAUUUAUCAUUGUUCUGUUAGACUUUUUACUGCGAUUGAAUCAUGGUGAAAGUGUUCCUCUGGGGCAGUUACAUUUUACAGGUCCGAGUAUAACUUUCCCUUUUUUGCAGGGGGUUGGGGAUGGGGUCUGCCAGGGAUGGAGACCCAGGUCCCCUAGUAAGCGCUUUUCUAUUGCACUCCAGUCCCAUAGUGUAGCUUCUGACUGUGUGGUGCUGGUGUUGGUGGUCUGACACUGGCAAAAUGCAACAAAAAUAAUGUUACUAAAAGACAGGUAGCCAUAUCCUAUACAUGCAGUAUUUACCCUAUUUUUUCCCUCUGUUUUACUUAAUAAUAUGAAUGGAACUUGAGUUACAUUUUGUUGGGACAAGGAAUUCAAUAGGCAAAAGGAUUUUCUGUUUCCCUACAAUCACGCCAACUGUAAGAAAAAUAACAAGUGCAAUUAUACUUACUUUUAAGAUAUCUUGGAAGUAUAUGGCUGUGUGAAGAUUAUCAUUGGUAAAUGGCUUUUGGAUAUUAAUACAUUUUAAAGGAGAAAUUGAUAGAACACAAUUACAGUUGUGUAGCUAGUAGAGCAGUGGAAGGUGUUUGUUGCAAAUGGAGGUACUUUGGGCAGAGAGGCCACCUCAAGGGCCGAGGGGCAUGUUUUGCAUGCGGGAAGGCUCAGUUUGAAACCUGGCACCUCCAGGAGGGACUCCCAGAGUAUCAAGCCGGGAGCAGCCUUCGAGCACUGCUGGGUGGGGCUCUGAAACAAAGAAGUACAAUGAGGUCCAGAGCUAUGAUACGGUGGCUAGAAGCUGACAUUGCACACAGCUGACCCAGGCCCCAAAUCCCUGGAUCCCGAGCACUACCAGGAAUAAUUCCUGAGAGCAGAGCCAGGAGUGACCCCUGAGGAUUGCCAGUUACAACCCAGAAACAAUAAGUAAAAUAAAUACGCCUUUAGAAUCUUGCUAAUGUUUUCUUGGGAAGAAUGCCUUUGCAGACUGGUUUUGUGUAAAGACGGUGCUUUAAAUAUAGUAGCUGUUGAUAUUAUCGUGACUCAGAAAUUCACUGCCUUCAAUUUUUUUUAUUUUUUAACUUUCUUGGUGUUCAGCAAAAAAUAGGAUAGGAUCAAAUUAAGAUCCAGGCCUGGGGAGAUAACUCAGAGGGCUGGAACACGUGGUUUGCAUGCAGGGGUUUGGGUUCCCUCCUGAGCACAGCCAGGAUUGACCCCUGAGCACUGCAUCCAGAGUGGACCCUGAACACCAAGAACGUAACCAAAAAAAAAAAAAACAAACAAACAAAAAUAAGAUCUAUUACUACAUUCUCUGUACCCUGAGAAGGCUAAGAAUAAAGAGAGAAGAGUCUAAUGGGCAAUUGUGAAUGUUAAAAUAACAAAUUACAUUUCUUCAUCAUUUCCCUACAAGAUGAUCGUCGAGAUCAUUUUAUUGGAGACACAGACACUUACAAAUGGUACCUGAAUAAAUAUGUUUCAACAUUUUCAUCCAGGUUGUGUCUAAAUACGGUCUAAUUGGAAUUAUGUGCAAAUGAAAAUUUGUGACAGGAAAAAGUAGUUUUCAUCUCUACUUGGUUGUUCCAGUAUGGAAAUUAUUUUUAAGUUAGAAAGGAGGUCAAAUGAAUGUUAUUAUUUUUAAAACUCAAAUAAUAUAGUUACAAAGAAAAUAAAGGUAUUCUAUUAAUUAAUUCUAUUAACAUUUUGAUCAAUGCAUCUGUAUACAUAGCUAUUCUUUUUAUAAAAAGAUCAAACUAUACUAUUUUAUAAUUUGUUUUUUUAAUUUAACACUUAUGGGGCAAUUUUACAGGUCAAUAAAUUCACAUUAUACUUUUAAA